Cynara cardunculus var. scolymus (artichoke) is the source of this 1812-nucleotide messenger RNA. Its product is annotated as E3 ubiquitin-protein ligase Praja-2. Gene Ontology annotation, cellular component: cytoplasm. The record is from RefSeq and is a predicted model, not a curated record. Gene Ontology annotation, molecular function: ubiquitin protein ligase activity. The coding region runs from base 238 to 1629 and encodes 463 amino acids. Lineage: Eukaryota; Viridiplantae; Streptophyta; Magnoliopsida; Asterales; Asteraceae. The transcript has 3 exons. Gene Ontology annotation, biological process: protein ubiquitination.
GAGGUUUCAAGAACUCUGACGGAUUCAUCUCUAGGGCACAACCACUAAAUUAUCCAACUCUCGGAUGAUGCAAUAAUCACCCGCACAUACUCUUCAGAUUCUCAUUUCAUCUCAAUUAUGCAAUAAUCAUCUGCCUCCGUCAUCGAUUUUGUUCCAAGGUGUUAUGGUUGCAACUCCUCCGUCACAGAACCCAUCCAUGUCGAGUGUAUAGAACGUAAAACUCGUCAUUUAUCAUACAUGGAUGGCAGAUUAUCUGUUGAACCUUUUGAUCCACCAGGGAUGUGUGCUGUAUGCCAUAGAACACUUUCAUCCGAGAAUGAUCCUAUUGACCUUCAAGCUAUCGGUAUCUGUGGAGAUUGUAAGUUUUUGUUUCUUGAAGAUAGUGGCACCCCAUCACAGGACAUUCAACAAAGGGUUCCUAGAGUAAGACGAACAAGAUACACCAACAGUUCAGAAUCAAUCGAAAACAUGUUUUCAAACCAGUUUUCAGCUAUGAUCAAUCUGGCCAGACGCAGCCAGCCUGCUGUUUCCGAGCUCGAUAAUCAGUCCGUGGAUAGUGUGCAGCGUACAAGUUCUCGUACAACUCCUAGUGGAUCGAGAAGAUGGAGGAGAGUUCUUUCUGAUACUGAAAGUGAUGGUUUUGACUCUGUUUAUGGUGAGAGUGAUGCCAUCUCUUAUGGGGCUUACGGAGGUGAUUCGGAUGCUUCUGUGGAUAUUCCUAGUUUUCUUGGCGACAGUGAUACUGAUAUUGACCCUAUGCACGCUGGUUUAAACCAGUGGAGCUCGGAUGAUGAAGAAGAUGAUGAAUGGGAAGAGGUUGAACCUGGUGAAAACACACUUGGAUCUUUGAUAGCUAGAGUUCAACUCCAGAGAUCAUUGGAAUCCAAUGGACAAAAUCCUGCCAUCAACUGGCAAACGGAGACGUACUCUUCCGAGAUUGAGGGUGGAGUUCGUGUUAGAAUCAGGGAAGGAAGACACGUUCAUAUUCCGAACCCAUUUGGUACCAUGGAGGACCAAGAAAGAUCGCCUUUUGUGGGACAUUCUGGGGACUAUCUCGAUGCUAGAAGCUUUGAAGAACUGGUGGAGCGGUUAGCUGAGGCUGAUAGUUCAAGGCGGGGAGCACCGCCUGCGGCGGUUUCAGUUGUGAAUAAUCUUGACCGUGUGGUGGUUAAUGAUGGGGACCAUAAUGGUUCAGCGUGUGCCAUUUGUAAGGACUUGCUGUCUGUUGGUACUGUGGUGAACCGACUCCCUUGCCUUCAUCUUUACCACCCGUCGUGCAUCAAACCAUGGUUGAGUGCACGUAAUUCUUGCCCACUGUGUCGGUACGAGCUUCCAACCGAUGAUAUGGACUAUGAGAACCAGAAACAAAAUGGAUCGAGGGUUCAAGAAACAGAACAGCUGGAUGAGGAUGCCAUUUUUGAAGAGUAUGAAGCUCCGGAAGUUGUGAAUGAUGGUGGUGGAAGAGGAACAGGUGGUGGACGGUGGUUGUUUGUGGCAGCACCGAUUGUGACACUAGUGGGCGUGGCUCUUGCUUUGUGGUUAGGCAACCGUGGCGCCAUUCGGAGUUCAGGUUCCUGCACUUCUGGUCAAAGGGGCCAUAGAAGCAGGAGGUGGUGGUCUCUGUUUUAGUUUGGCUGAGUUGUGGGACUAAUAAAAUGAUAAUAAUAAACUGGUGGAAUUGGUUUUCUUGUUCUGUUUUUUGUUUAUGGUGGUUACUUUGAGCUUAACAUUUGUAUAGAAUUUUGCUUGUCAUUCGGCGGACGUCCGUAUCUUGAUGAUAUGUUGACUCAUUAAUACAUGUUCUGGAUUUUG